AUGACGGGGGCUUCGCAGGGCGGCGGCCAGGACGUCGCGGACCUGAUCGGCUUCCUCGCGAGCCCGAAGAGCGAGCUGCGGGAGAUGUCCGUGGACCUCGUGCAGGGUCUCACGGGCUCCUCGGACGGCAUCGAGAUGCUCCUGCAGCAGCGCACGCAGCUGUUCGAGCCGCUCCUGCGGCUGCUCGCCGACCCAGCCGCCUCCGUGUCGCGGGCCGCUGCGACGUCGCUGGUCAACCUGUCGCAGGACAAGCGCGGCGUCACGGAGCUGCUGGAGAGGGACGCGGUCGCGCGCGUCAUGACGCACAUCCGCGAGAUGUCGUGCCCGCACCACGACAUGCUGUGCAUGCUGCUGGCCAACAUCACCAUCGAGGAGGAGGGCUGCGAGGCGAUCCUGCAGACCGGCGACGAGCGCCUCGCGGGCCUCUUCGUCGCCGUGCUCCUCCGCCUGUUCGUCGACUCGCUCGGCCAGACCGUCGACCUGUACGAGCACGUGGCCCUGGUGCUCUGCAACGUCACGCGCAUCCGCAGCGCGCGCGAGGUCCUCCUGCAGAAGGGCCGCGGCCUCAUGCACGCCCUCACGCCGCAGCUCACGGCCACGUCGGAGCUCCGCCGCCGCGGGUGUGCGGCCGCCAUCAAGAACCUGUGCAUGGGCGCCGAGGCAGAGGGGACGCUCGCCGCCGUCCUCGAGGAGAAGCAAAACAUCGGCCGGAUUCUGGCCCGGCUGGACGCGGGCGAGGACCGGGAACAGGACGACACCGUGCGGGAGGCGCUCGCCGACGCCAUCCAGGCUCUGUCGCUGACGGCGGAGGGGCGCGACGUGCUGAUGGCGGUGUCCGCGAACGAGGUGCUCCGCGCGGGGUACGCGGUGGAGAAGAACAAGGAGGUUGCCGCGGCGAUGGAGUCGGCCGCCGAGGGCCUCAUGCGCCACGGGGACAUGCAGGCCGCCGUGCAGCAGUUCGCCACGGGCAAGCUCGUCACCAGCGACUGA
This is a messenger RNA of Pedinophyceae sp. YPF-701, 990 nucleotides long. The record is from the annotation of a GenBank genome assembly. Lineage: Eukaryota; Viridiplantae; Chlorophyta; Pedinophyceae.